AUUUUUCAUUUUAUCUCCCGGCCGGCCCGCCUCUAUUAUAGAGAUCCCUAAUCAGUCUGGGAAUAGGGAACAAAACAUUAUUUAAAAUCUGUGCAUAGGAUACGCAUACGUGUCCGUUGUGACGUGGCAGUACGCGAAUUACAGCUGUAUAGUUCAUUGAAUAUUUCAGCUGAAUUCUGGAAAUUUUCUCUUUACGACAAGAAAACUCACAAUGCUGACUACAUUAUUUAUAGCACUGGCUAUAACAGCCGUGAUUGCUGGUGUACCCAGCAUAGAUGACACAAAGAGGAUGAUGGAUCACCUUUCUGAUGCUGAACAUUAUCGAAACGAGCAUCACAACAAACAAUUUGAUCAUGAUGCGUUUUUGGGUGAAGACCAAGCUAAGUCAUUUGACCAGCUCUCUCCUGAGGAAAGUAAGAGGCGUCUUGGAGUAAUCGUUGACAAGAUAGAUGCAGACAAAGAUGGUUUCGUUUCACUUGUCGAACUCAAAGACUGGAUCCGUUAUACACAGAAGAGGUAUAUAGAGGAGGAUGUGGAUAGACACUGGAAGCAGCACAAUCCUAACAAUGAUGACCUCAUCACAUGGGAGACCUAUAGGAAGAACGUAUAUGGUUUUAUGGAGGGCAUGUCGGAAAGCGACUUGAAGAAUAAUGAAGGGUUCACAUACACCAAUCUAUUGAAAAGAGAUCGCAGAAGGUGGCAUUAUGCUGACAGUGAUAAGGACGACGCGCUGAACAGGACGGAAUUUGGGGGUUUCCUGCAUCCCGAGGAUCACGGCAGCAUGAGGGACAUCGUCGUUCUAGAAACCUUGGAGGAUAUUGAUAAGGAUAAGGACGGCAAAGUAUCUCUUGAAGAGUAUAUCGGAGACAUGUACAAGCCAGAGGAGGGAGAGACGAUAGAGGACGAGCCCGACUGGGUCAAGCAGGAAAGGGAACAGUUUGCUGGCUACAGAGAUACAAAUAAAGAUGGAUUCAUGGAUGAGCAUGAAGUGAAGGACUGGAUUGCGCCGCCAGAGUUCGAUCACGCGGAAGCUGAAGCUAGACACCUGGUCUUCGAGGCUGACUCGGACGCUGACGAGAAACUCACUAAAGAAGAAAUAUUAGAGAAGUACGAUCUUUUCGUUGGAUCGCAGGCAACAGACUUUGGCGAAGCACUGGCUAGACACGAUGAAUUUUAAACAAUCGUAUAUCUUUAAAUAUAUAUUAUUGUUGUAAUUUUAAAGAUUAUUUUCGAUUUUUUAACAAAUGAUAAUUCAUGUUCACGUAAUAUAUCUCUAUACCAUUCGGUAGCUUAUGAAACUUAAUUAUACUUAUGUUUUUUUUGUUCUUCAUUAACUGAGCCAAAAUUAUUAUGUAAAAAGGUCUUAUAUAUUUACAUUUAAGAGCAAAUCUUAAACUAUUGUAAUUGGUAACAAUACCCUCGCAUAAUUGUAUGUAUGAGUUAUUAAUUAAUUAUUAAUAAUUCUUUUAUGAAAUGGUAGACUAUUUUUUGUAUUUUUUUGCAUCCUUAUAUUUUUGGAUGCUUUUACUGGCGAUAAUGAUAAAUCGUAUGUCAAUGUCAUAAUUGCACUAUGUAUACAUUUUUGCGUCAUGCUGUGUUAUUUAUAAGUAAAUAAAUUCAUUUAAACCAACGCAAACAAAUGAUAAACUAAUAAUUAUGUAAUGAAUUUUUGCACACAUCAAUAAUAUUUGUGAAAGCACAAAUCACAGUGAUGGGUAGGGCUUUAAAUGUACACAUAAAUAAACAAACAUAAAUGUAUACGGCGUAUAUGGGUUGUUACAUUUUAGUACAAAUCUAACCUAAACUACGUACCGUGUACACCUUAAUAUGGGCUAGUAGUUUUUUUUAAAGAAAUAUUUGUUGCGUUAAAUGUCAUUGAACCGUGUCUAUAUGUAAUGUCAAUCCUUAAAAGGGAGAGGAGGCCUUAGCCCAGCAGUGGGACAUUAACAGGCUGUUACUGUACUGUACUGUGAUAUUGAGUUGGCAUGCGUUUCAAUACAUCUUGUAAACAAUUACUUGAUUCGUUUCGCGCGCCACCUGUUUGUAAGUUUAUGGUACUAUGCCAAUAACCUUCGCUCACGUGCCAAAAUCAUCUGCACUAAGUUUUAACUGAAUUGGUUGAGUUAGCAAACGCACAGAAAGAAAUUAUAAUAAGUUAAAUGAUAUUAAUUAAUUACCGAUGCAUAAUGUAAAAAUGUAAACGCAGUCCUGAAUAUCUCAAUGAUGGAUUAUAUACUUAAUAUUAAUUAGCUAAGAAUCUUAUAAAAUACCAAAGUUUUAUCCGAAGUUAAAUUCGAGUAAUUUUAAUAUUAAAUAAUAUACUUACCUCUAUGGUAUUAAUAUUGAAUUUUCAAUAGCUAUUCCAGAUUAUAUGCAUUUAUAUAUUAGUACUAUAAGAAGACUAAUUUUCGAAUAUAUUUUUAGUAAAAUUAACUCAGUCUGUAUUUUUGUCUUUAACAAGAUAUCUCAGCUGUUUAUUAAUAA
This is a messenger RNA of Nymphalis io (European peacock), 2484 nucleotides long. RefSeq names its product calumenin-B (gene scf). The coding region runs from base 212 to 1177 and encodes 321 amino acids. Gene Ontology annotation, cellular component: endoplasmic reticulum. Gene Ontology annotation, molecular function: calcium ion binding. The transcript is spliced from 7 exons. Lineage: Eukaryota; Metazoa; Arthropoda; Insecta; Lepidoptera; Nymphalidae. The record is from RefSeq and is a predicted model, not a curated record.